GUCAAGUUUCUCGAACACAGGACCAAAAGUAGAUGGAAUGCUUCCAAAUUCAGUUAAAAAAUAAAAUACAGUAUCAGAAUUAAACAUAACUACAAAUCUAUGUACUUUUAACAUCACAAUGAAAUUUGCACUGUAAUGCCAUAUCAUAUAUGUGUAAACAAGAUCUCCACAGCUCCGACUGCAAGGGAUUUCCUUCUGUUAAGAUGAGUUUCCAUUUAGUGUACAAGCAUUUCAGGUCAGAGGAUGGGAGAAAGCUUACAGAAGUUUUACCAGCUGUAGAAGAUUAAAUCUCCCAACAAAAAGAACAAUGUUGAUUUACUGGCAAGAUUAUACAGAAGGUUUUAUGAAAAGGGAACCAGAGGAAUGUAUUUUUAGAACAUUACAAGACAAGGGAAAGUUAUAUUACUCAGGGGAUAUGUUUGAUAGUUGGAUAUAUUUUAGUCCAAUUAAUUUGAAAGACAGAGAAUGGUAUAAACAGAAUUGUGACUUGGAUCUUAUUAAGGAUGAACAGGUUCAGUCAGAAAUUCAUCAUUUGUCAAUGGCAGUUAAGGCAGCAGAUUUAGAUGAAUGUGCAGGAACUUCGUCACCAGAUGUUCUAUCUGCAGCAAGUAGACAGCAAGAAGAUCCACCAGUCAGUCCCUCUCCUAUUGUUUAUCUUUAUUGGGAAGCUAGAGCACAGGGAUUUCAUAAUUUGAGAGGCAAGCUUUUUGGUGAAGCGUUUGUUAGAUUAUUGUUCAUGGGAGUAGACAAUGUGACCUUUUCUUACUCAACAGCUGGACUUGAUACUCAUCUAGAUAGGUGGGGGUAUGUGAAGAAAGGACCAUCAAAACGAUCACCAGGGAGUAAUGAUUGUAUUCGUAAUCAAGUGCUUUUACAACCAGGGAUGAAUUCAAAAGACCAAUAUUUGACAGUGUUAAAAAAUCAAGAGAGUGUUGAGUUUAAUUUAGAAGCAACUUCACUUAAAGCAGAGUCUGAUAUUUUUGUAUGGAAGGGCAAUAAAUUAGUGCUGGUUGCCAUAGUAACAAGCAUAAAUAACAGUGGACAGAGCAAAAUGCAGCAACUUCAUCGGAAUAUGCUCCUAAGUUUAGAUGGACAAAAAACACUUUUUGGCUUGGUAAUACAAGGUCAUCAGGUCAUUCUUGCUGAAUAUAUUCUUGAGCAAAAUUCCAGGGAAUACAAAAGAAGCGUUAGUGAAACAGCAUUCAGUUAUACUAAAAAUGAUCUUAAUCUCUUAUAUUCUUAUGUACAAAAGCAUUUUGCAGAGUAACUAGAAAUAGUGAACAAAGCUUUCAAACUUGCGAGUAAAAUUAAGCUACACAAUCAGUCAAAAUAUGUAUUUGCAUGAUACUUUAUGAACUGAAAGAAAGUGAUUAAAAGCAUUCUUAUAUUCAUACAUGUCAUAUGAGGAUUUAAAAAAAAAACAAAAAAACAGUUGUUGAAAAUA
Molecule: messenger RNA, 1444 nt
Organism: Mytilus trossulus (common blue mussel)
Lineage: Eukaryota; Metazoa; Mollusca; Bivalvia; Mytilida; Mytilidae
Exons: 5
Coding region: 308-1267 (319 amino acids)
Source: RefSeq, a predicted model, not a curated record